Xiphophorus maculatus (southern platyfish) is the source of this 2349-nucleotide messenger RNA. RefSeq names its product germ cell-specific gene 1-like protein. Bases 506 to 1429 code for a protein of 307 amino acids. The transcript is spliced from 5 exons. Gene Ontology annotation, cellular component: plasma membrane. Lineage: Eukaryota; Metazoa; Chordata; Actinopteri; Cyprinodontiformes; Poeciliidae. The record is from RefSeq and is a predicted model, not a curated record.
CACACAUAUUCUGGAUGGAUUUUCAUAAGAGACUGCCCACAUUAUGUCACUGGUCAAAGUUAAACCGGCUCUUGAUCUGCUGCCUCUGGCUGCAAUCGGUUUGAAAUGCUGGGAGAACGGAAGCAGCCAGAGCCUUGCUGUGGAUUAUAAUCUGAGCUCAAAGGAAGUUUGGAGCAUAAUUUGCCCUUUGUAAUGGAGAAUACUGCAUGAUGAGAUCUGCUGGAGGGGAGGAGCCACGGGUUUGAUUUGAAGCUGAAGAGGCUGAGAGUUUAAAUGGUCAGAGACAGAAAAUGGGUUUGUGUCGUUCCUGUGGAGCCGAGGUGAAGAGAUGCAGAACAAGCAGCGAGCUGGCAGAGGGACGCUCUGCUUUCUCACCCAAGGAGCCCCAAACGCAACAAGAUUAUGAAGAUUUGACAUCUCUGCUGGGAAGCAAAACACUGUGGCUACAUAUUGAAAGCCAGGAUUAGUCGCCUUUUCAUUUCAUCUCUCUGGCCUGGCCUGGACCAUGAGGCUGGAGCGCGGCCGGCGAGCUUCCCUGGCAAUCACUCUCAACUUUGUGGCUUUGGCUUUCGCCGUGUCGGCGGUGACCACCAGCUACUGGUGCGAGGGGACCAGGAAGGUGGCCAAGCCCUUCUGCUCCGGGCCGCCGGUCCAGAUGAAGCAGAUGUACUGCAUCCGCUUCAACAGCACCAACCUCAACGACAGCCGGCAGGUGCAGUACAUCUUCGAGACGGGAGAGGAGAAGUUCAUCCUCAGGAAGUUCCACACCGGGAUAUUUUACUCCUGUGAGCAGGCUGUGGAUAUGAACGGAUUUGAUUGUCGAAGUUUUGCUGAGAUUGCUCCUGAACAUCAAAGAGGCGUGCUGUGGCUGUGUGUGGUUGCAGAGAGCCUGUACCUGGCUCUGCUCUUCGUGGGCGGGGUUCUGAUGAUUCUGGAGCAGAGCCGCUGCUUCAGCGUCAUGAACAAGCUGAAACUCAGUGCCUUCGCCGCCAUGUGCACCGCCCUCUCAGGCCUUUGUGGGAUGGUCGCCCACAUGAUGUUCACCACCAUAUUCCAUCUCUCCGUCUCUAUGGGACCUGAAGACUGGAGGCCCAAGACUUGGGACUACAGCUGGUCUUAUGCCUUAGCCUGGUGUUCGUUUGGCACCUGCAUGGGCUCUGCAGUCACAACCCUGAACAGAUACACCAAGACCAUCAUAGAGUUUAAAUACAAGCGGCACAACAUCGAGAAGAACCUGCUGAUCAAGCAGAAGAUGAUGGAGCUGGGUCUGCCUGAGCAGGUGUGGAACAUGUACCUGACCGCAGCUCCGGCUGACCUGGAGGUUCUGCCAGAACCGCUGGUAAACGGCCACAAGCCUUCCACCGGAGCGCCGUACGUGUUUGAGGAGGUGGAGCAUCCACCGGAGCAGCAGGUGGAGGCGUACUGCUGAAGGAGGAGAAUAUUUACUCUCCCUGCUUCACAUCCGAUCUGCAUCUGCAGAGUUAAAACCACGUUUAGCUUCUGCAACCAAGGCAACAUGUUUCUGCUUCAACCUGAGCUGAAUCUGCCUUCUUUCAUCCAAGAUGCAUUAAAACUGGAAUUAGUGAGAGACGCACUGAGAGGAGCAGUGAUCCUGACCGGCCUGAUGGAUCCGGCUGGAUCUGAGAGGAAGCAGGAAUCAGUGACUAACUCUGGAUCAACCGUUCAGGUGAAACGGCUGGACAUGAACUGACCUCAGACUCUUCUGCUUGGUUCCUGCUGCUGUUCUAAUUCACAUUUGAUGAUGUGAAUAAAAGAAAAGUGUUACAUGUGAGUGAAGGAUCUUUACAACACCAAACAUUCCCCGAGCUUCACAGGGAAAAGUUUGGAAAAGUAUUUAGUUUGUUUCACCAUUUUAGGUUUGGAUAAAAAUGUCCUGGUUUUCCAGACUUUACUGCAGGAAGAAAACUACUAAUGAAUAAUUAAUGAAGUGACUUACAUUUAAUCUUGUUCUUUAUCUUUGAUUCGCCACAUCACACCUUAAGUUUAACGUUUAGUUUUUUGUUUGCUGGAUGCAGCUCAACAUUUUGGACACCAGAGUUCAGCCAAGUGGAAAAAUAUUAAAUAUUCAUUCAGGUAAUGAAAAUGUGAAUCAAUUGUUCUGUGAAGGCAGAUUUUUAAAACAAUGUGGAUUCAUCAAACAUAACGGCUGGUUCAGUAAAAACAUGUAUUCAGUCAGAACCAGUUUGAUAAGAAUCCGAUUCAACAAGGUCACAGCAGCUGGUUGUUCUAAAGAACAUGUCCCAAGUAGAAACGACACCCUCUGCAGGCGGUGUGCUGCAGGCGGUGUGCUGCAGGCGGUGUGCUGCAGACGGUGUGCUGCAGGCGAUG